Messenger RNA from Rhizophagus irregularis DAOM 181602=DAOM 197198, 1471 nucleotides. RefSeq lists its product as uncharacterized. Gene Ontology annotation, biological process: spliceosomal tri-snRNP complex assembly. The record is from RefSeq and is a predicted model, not a curated record. Lineage: Eukaryota; Fungi; Glomeromycota; Glomeromycetes; Glomerales; Glomeraceae.
UUAAAAUGAGGGUUGGUUUAUUUUUUUUUACGUGACAUAAUUUAUCACAGAACACAGAUUACUUACGUUAGCUAUGUAACACAAGAAAUUACCAGAAAUCCGAGAAAUUCGCACUAAAUUAUCGUAAAAUUAUUCAAUUUUCUUGUUUAAUGGAUCAAGAAACGGCGCAAGCCUUAUUCGAUAAAGGCGCGUUCUUGCUUUUCUUGAACGCGCCCGAAGGAAUGGAGUUCGGCAUAGAUAACAAUUGUUGGAAAAUAGGACCAAAGUUUAAAGGAGUGAAGCUUAUUCCUCCCGGUCUACAUUUUGUAUAUUAUAGUACUUCAGAUAAGUCUGGUACUUCCGGACUUAAAACAGGAUUUUUCAAAUUUUAUGAUUCAAAGGAAAUAGUGAUCAAAUAUUGGGAUUGUACAUUAGAGGAUAUUAAAAAAGAUGAACCGACGGAUGAACUAUUAAAAUCGGAUAUGCGUCAAUUUGAUCCAUUUUUAGGACCCUAUCCCUUAUCACCACCUACGAAUUUUCAAAAAUGGGUUCAUUUAACGAAUUUUAUAACUCCUCGCCUUAUUUCUAUUAUAUUGCCUCGUGAAGGGAAAGUAACUAAUGUCUCAUCAUCUACUGUUGAUGAAGAAGAGUUACUUAAAUUAAAUGAUUUGAAACAUGAAGAAAAUGAUAUGAUUUUAUUUACAAAAUUUGACCUCAAAAAAAGUUGGAGGCCUGGUGCUACAGGUCAAGAAGUCACAAAAUAUAGCCAAGAUAAAAGUUGGCUUUUAUCCGAUUUAUUUAAAAAUGUUUACAAUAAUGAUCAUAAGGAAUUAUUAGGAGAAUUGCAAUUAGCUUUUAUAUGCUUUUUAAUUGCAGAAAACUAUGCAGGAUUUAUGCAAUGGAAAAAUAUAGUUCUAUUGAUUUGUUCAUGCCAAGAAGCGAUAGAAAAAUAUGUGGAUACAAUAUUUACUGAUUUUCUUGAUGUAUUAAAAUACCAACUUGAAGAAUGUCCACGAGAUUUUUUUCAUAAUAUAGUGACUGAAAAUAAUUAUUUAACUCAUGCAUUAAAGAAUUUCCGUCGAAAUAUUUUGGAAGUAUUGUCAACAGAUACAAUAUCGCAACAAAAUUUAGAAAAUUUACAUGUUUUAAGACGUCGAUUUGAAAAAUUUAGAGGUUUUCUUAAUCAAAGAUUUAAUUGGGAAAUUGUUGACGAAGAAACAGCUCGAGAGGAAGAAGAGGAGGAAGGAGAAUAUGCACCGGUUGUAGUGGAAUUACCUGAUACCGAAUAAACGAUAAUAGACACUACAUUUAACAAAUCUCAGCGUUCCAAAUUUUCGAAAUUGUAGAAGAGGAAUGUCUUGUAACUAUUUAUACUUUGAAACUUUAUUAUUAUAAUUAUGAGAUCGAUAGUGAUGAUAAUAAUAAAAAUCUAUUUUUUAAUCAUAUUAUAGAAUAUGAAGCUGUAAUUGAUUGAUUUUGAUAAAAUAGGUUA